AUGUCAUCCGACUAUGAUACGAGCGGCUAUGAUGUCGCAAGCAGUCGUCGCGAGCGACCAUGGCAGUUUCUAUUGAAUCGCAAGUUGCGGCAUCUGCAAGGCGUCUCAGUCCGCAACCUGACUAUCACGCCCCCAAAUCGGGCCCGCGGAAGGACUAUUGACGACGAUGACAUUCCCAACACUCUGAAGUCGCCAGCCAAGAUUCUGGCUCAAGCUGACAGUCGGCCUGUGCAACAUUCGCGGUCAUAUUCGGAUCUGAAAUUAUCACCAUCGAAGUCGCCAGUGAACCUGACGAGCAGCGACAAUGAGAACACUCACGAUGCGCGACGCAUUCACAGGAGGAGCACUUUACCCUGGAGUGGGGGCAAUCUCGACUCCAGGCAGGUCAAACUGGAAGACAUCACGAGCAGCCGAAUGGUAGACACGUGGUUUUCAAUCCAUUGCGAUGGCAUUGACAGCCCGGUCUACAUCAGCGAGGUUGUCGAGAAAACAACCAACCCAAGUUUCCGUUUCUUUGAUCUAAACGCCUGCGGCCCCCAUGUUUCACGAUUGGAUGAGAUGACACUUAAAUUAUGGGUGAAAUCAGCGAAUAUGAGCGAAUAUAUUCUCCUGGUGGAACUCCAACUUAGUCUCAGGUCCCUGCAGUUCGUGGGCAAGACGCUUGAGAACUUCCACCAGCCGCUUCCACCUAACUCUGUUCUCUUCCAUUUCGCUGAUGGCAUCUAUACCAACUUAACUGACCUUCCACCCGUGCAACCCGCGUCUUCGGCGAAGGCACCGGAGGGAAUUUCUUCACGGGGUGACGUCCAGCCUACUUCUUCUUAUGAUGCACUCAUGCGACUGGCGAAUCUGGACGACUGCAUUCAGGACGCCCUCGCGACGAGGGAGAGAUUGGAGGCACAGAUCAACGCGAUUCUCGAGAAGAAUCAAGGAGCUUUGGAGACCAUCAGCCAGGCUUCCCAGGCGCAGGAGAAGAUCUCCCUCACCAGACGCGCCAUCGCAGCAGAGAAGAAGCAGUUACGGGCAACUAUCAAACGCAAAGAAGAACUGAUUUCGAGCAUCAACGCGAGGAAGAAUGCAAUGGCCCAUGGCCGUGAGAGCCAGGAUAAGGCUCGCAGUCAUCUUCCGGAUGCCCAGAUGAAGUUGGCUUCGAGCGCCAGUUUACUAGAGAAGAACACCGAAGAAUCUAAAGGACAGAUUCACCGCAUCUGCGAGGAUCUUCUCGCGAUCUAUCCCAUCGAGCCGAUCCCGGGGAAGGCGCUCGCAUUUACCAUUGCGGGACUGGCUCUUCCCAACUCCACCUUUGAAGACAUUGAUCGGGAUGUCGUGGCUGCUGCCCUUGGAUAUACGGCACACUUGGUCUACCUCCUCUCGUUCUAUCUGUCUGUUCCUAUCCCCUAUCCGGUUAAACCGUAUCUUUCGCAUUCCAUCAUCCACGAUCCCGUGUCGGUUGCUUUGCCGCAAAGGACCUUUCCUCUAUAUCCAGUGAAUGUCCAAUAUCGGUUCGAAUACGGCGUCUUUCUGUUGAAUAAGGACAUUGAGUUUCUCAUGAAUCGUCGAGGAUUGCGACCUCUCGAUAUUCGCCAUACGUUGCCUAAUCUGAAGUAUUUACUUUAUGUCCUGACUUCCGGGACAAGUGAGCUCCCAGCCAGGAAAGCAGGUGGUGUUCGCGGUCUGCUCAUGGGCCGUCAGACGCCCACGCUGUCGAGGCAAGGUAGCGAAGACAGUAUCGCCAGCGGCGAGCUUGUCAAUCCGCGGAAAUUUUCGAAUACGCUUUUGAAAGCACCCGCCAACAGCGAUGCCGAUAAAGGCAAAGAGCCGGCUACAGAUUCUAUGCACACGUUUGUCGCAUCAUCCACUAAUACGAUUUCUCCUGCUCGGACGAGUGUGGGUGGAGCAUCGUGA
This is a messenger RNA of Rasamsonia emersonii CBS 393.64, 1905 nucleotides long. RefSeq names its product UV radiation resistance protein (UVRAG). The coding region runs from base 1 to 1905 and encodes 634 amino acids. The record is from RefSeq and is a predicted model, not a curated record. Gene Ontology annotation, molecular function: SNARE binding. The transcript has 2 exons. Lineage: Eukaryota; Fungi; Ascomycota; Eurotiomycetes; Eurotiales; Trichocomaceae. Gene Ontology annotation, cellular component: endosome; lytic vacuole. Gene Ontology annotation, biological process: SNARE complex assembly.